CACUUGUGUUCCUCCGCUACCUUUUGGCUGAUCGCGAGCGAUGAGGGCUCAGCUGGACGACGUCGCUUGAUUACAAUCCUCAUACUUUUCCUGCCAAACAGUCAUAACUGUGCGCUUUACACAGCAAGUACGUGAUUAUUAAUGGUCUGUUUGCUUGUAGAUAUCAUCGGGUGAUCUGAGGAUCACAGACAUUUUAUAAGUACUCAGGAUCUAUAAGUGAACAUUUUUGAGAUGGCGACCAUGACCACAAGAGAGCCGAGGAGGACGAGCAGAGGGGCCUCUUCUAGACAAGUGAAUAUGAACAACACAAGAGUUCCACCAGGUGGAAGUGUGCGUCGCAAUGGUUCUUCAUCUCUGAUGAGUCAGAUGCAUCCUGAUGGAAUCUAUUCCAAUGAGAGAAUGGUUUGUGGACUAGUAAACAUGCUUGGUUACAACGUUACUCUUCAUGUCAGGAAUGGCAGUGUUUAUGAGGGUGUAUUAAGCACUGUUGGCCCCAAGAUGGAAAUUUUACUAAGUGCAGGCACUCUUUUGAGACCUAGUGCAAAUGGCCAGUCCCCAAAGCCUUUGAACAGAGAGGUGAUGAAUAUGAUCUUUAAGGCCAAUGAUAUAGUAUGUUUCUCAGCUGCCAAUGUGGAUUUUGAUGCAUCUAGAGCGGAUUCAUUUAUAGACAGCUCAAUUACUAGGAAUGGACAGAGUACAGAAAGAGAGAUGAAAGAACUUGAGCCAUGGGAGGCUGGCACAGGUGAUGAUGCCAGCUACACAUUAGAUCCCAAUGCUAAUGGUUGGGAUGCAUCUGAAAUGUUCCGCAAAAAUGCAGAGCGCUUUGAUGUGAAAAGUACAUAUGAUGAAAACCUCUCACAGUACACAACACCACUGGUCAGAAAAAAUGACCAAGACUACAAAAGAAAAGAAGAAGAAGCAGAACGCAUUGCUAGAGAAAUUGAAAGCAGUGAAACCUACAAAGCUCGUAUUGCUCUUGAAAAUGGAGACAGAGAUGAAGAGUCCAAGUUCAGUGCUGUUUUGCGUCCUGGGGAAGGUGGCGCAAAUAAUAGGUCAGUACCUCUCAGUAGACGCCCCCAGAUUUCCAGUAACCAAAAUAUGCCAGUUCAUCAAGUGUCUGCAGCAGCAAUGCAGCCUCUGCCACGAGAUAAGCGAACAUGGGAGAAUCACCGUUCAGUUGUAAGCAAUCCUUCAGUCCAGCAAACUUGUGUGCCACCUGCUGUCCCUACCCAUUCUCAUCAGCGACGACCAGAAAUAAAUGACCAGAGAGUCAAUGGAGAUGUCACUAAAGAUAGAAAAGGUGAAGGCAUUCACCUACGUGCCCAGAAAGCCAUGUCAGUCUCCAGCACUGCUAUCAGUCCUCAUGGUCCUCAGCACCAUGCAGGGACUCACCCUGUGACACCUCAGCACCAUACAGGAACUCACCCUGUGACACCACUGCAGCAGCAGAGCUGCCCACCUGUAAAUACCAUCCCACAAAAUCAUAUUCAACAGCAGCAAGGACCUACACCAUUGAUGCCACCACCUCAAAGUUCCCAGCCCUUGCAGUCUGUGUCUACUAUCCAACAGCCCAGCCAGCUGCCUGUUGUGGCAGCAGCUACACCCUCUGUUCCCAUACCCACACCCGCGUCUGUAUUGCAGACUUCUGUAGCUUCUGUGACAGCUUCACUAGAAAAGCCAGAACCAUGCCCAGCAUCACCUACGACUCAGGUGCAGGCCCAAACUAGUCAACCAGCGGAACGCAAAUCUCCAAGAGAUAAGGAAAAACUAGAAGGUCUGAAAGAUUUUCAACGAAAUUUUAAGCUUGAGGAUGGAGAAGACCAUAAGGCUGAACGUGCACAGGAAAAAAAGACAGGGUUAGAGGAGAAGAAGGAGGAAGAGAAAGUGGAAAACAAAUUAUUAGAUAAAGUGGCCCAUUCCAACUUAAAUCCAAAUGCAAAGGAGUUCAAGCCUGCUUCAUAUGGGAUGAAACCAGCUCCGUCACCAACACCACCCAGACAGUCGCCAGUAAUACACCCGUCAUCUGUGGUUUCUAUGUGUUCUCCUACUUUAUUUAGCAAUGUUGGAAUACUUGCAACCGGCCGUCAGACCAUGGCCCAGAGCAAAACUUAUCCCAAGAGAGCUGUGGUGUCAGUUCAACCAGAUCCUAUGCUAGCUACAGGACAACCACUGCUUGCUCAGCCUUCUCCUUUGCCUACACAAUAUCUUUUUCAAGCUGUACCUCUACCCCAAGGGGCCACCUCCACCAUACAGGUGAUGCCGUCUCGCAUUGCACCCAACUCUGUCCACAUGUCUCAUCAACCAAUGGAUCCUAGUCAGGUUUCUGGACAGCCUACACAUUCAGCUCAUCAAAUAUUUGUGGCACAGCAAGCACAUGGCCCAAUACCUGCCCACAUGGGUCCCCAUCAUGGUGCUCAGGCCAUGAGCCAUCCUCAGCCAGCUCACACCCACAUGCAGCAACACCAACACCAGCACCAGCACCAGCACCAGCAGCACCAUCCAUCCUCAGUGCCACCUGGUCCUCAGGGUCAAAGCGGCCAGAUGACACCACAUCCCUCUGCCUCGCCCGUCCAGCACUUGGGCCCUAAUGGACCCAACCCAGGUGCCCCUCAACAACAUCAUGGACAUGCACAAGGAGUUCCACCAACAUCUGGAACCCCUCAGCCCUCCCUAAAUUAUGGGCAGCAGAUAGGGCUGCAGGGUCAUCCUCCUCUUCAGCCUGCCCAUGCACUGCCGGCCCAUACACAUGUUGGACUGAGCAAUUCUAACCACCAAUCCUUGCACCAUGUGCCUGUCAACUACAUGACACACACGCUGCAGGUAGCAGAGGGCGGGUUUUUGGCCUUACCUUCAUUGGCAGGUGGUGGACAGCUGCCUUUCAGCCAGGCAGGACCUAGUGCUAGUGGUCCUGGACCAGCUCAUGUUCAACACAAUGCACCCAUGGGUCAGUACAAUGUAGUGGUCAUGCCACAGCCUCCUCCUCACACAGUCAAUCAGGCAACGCUGUCAAACCACCACCAUGGCCAUCAGUACCAGCAACAUCAUGUGCCAGUUCACCUUUGUGCAGCAGCUGCAAGUCAGUUACACAACACGGCAGGUCAAGCACAUGCAUUGAUACCAGGUGGCAUGUCCGCUGCCAUUCCAGUGUCUGGGACAGGACUAGUUGGCAUUCACCACAGCCAACUGCCUCACUUUGCUCCUCCAGCUAUAUAUCAACGAAUGCCUUGUCCUGUUGAAGUGCAAGGAAAAGAAGCAGGACAUCCUUGAUCAUUGGUGCAUCUAGUGUUGAGUUCUGUAAUGUGCCACUCGCAUCUUUGUUGUGCAGUUUUCCUGCAUGACCAGGAAUGGUGGUUAUGCAAUAGACACCCCUAUCUGGUGAUGCUUGUCUGUGAUGUGCUAGGAAGAGGGACAAAAAAAAAAACUAACAUGGAUGCAGCUUGUGGAAGUCACCUGCAUCAGGAGGCAACAGUGCACAUCAUGGCAAAGUGCUACCAUUGUGAAGCCUGUGGUUUCGCUAGACAAACUUGUGAUGAGGAAAUGCUUGUGCUGGCCCCGUAACAGUAAAGUGUAUUGUGUGCCACGAAAGUGUACAAAUGCAAGAAUUUCCCAUAAAAGGUUUUCGUGCCUUGCGCUGUCGGUGAUCCUUGAUCUGAACUUAACAAGUAUCAUCAGUUGAAGUCUACUUUGUGAUUAAUUGAAGCAUGCAUCGUGUUUGAAACAUGGUAAGAUGCUUGCGAAAAAAGCAGAAGAGUGCGUGUGUGCCUGUGUGUCACUGAGCUUAUGACUGCAAAUGUGUUCAGGUUUCUAUGUACAUGUGAACAGCCAUGUCUACACUAAGGUCUUCUGGAACACAUUUUCUUCCUAAGGCACAGAUGAUGUCUGAAUCUUUUGAUGCGCAUACAUAAUAUGCCCAGAGCUGGUCUACUGAUUGUGCCUAGUUUGCACAUUUUAGAGAAUCUUCAAGGCACAAAGAUUUUCAGUCAGUUGUUAGCAGCUGGAUGACUGGAAUAAGUGAUGUUUCUGGCAACUUGGAUAGGCAACCUGUAUAUUUUCCCCUAAAACUUAAAAUUUGUUGAACAGAAAGACAUUAAUCCCACAUGCCCAGGUUUUGGAUUAGAUUUGAACAACUGCUCGCUGUGGACAUCAAGCGUACAUCAUGAAGAUUGAAUGCUGGCAGUAUAGUAUGGAGACUUUUUUUUUUUGCCAAGAUUAUAAUAUAGGUGAUGGUGUAAUGGAGUUAACUGCUGUCAUUUUAUCAAAGGAAGAGUUGUGAUUUUUUGUGAAUUUGAUUUCAAAAUGUUGAAAAAACAUUGCAGAGAAAUCUUUCCCACAACCCUUUAACAAACCACCUGAUCUAAUGGAACUUGCUCCUUUUUGCCGUAGAAAAGAAUUGCUUUAUUUCCAUAAAAGAUCUUGCCGAAAACGUGACAUUAAUUCCUACACUUUAUUUACUGUCCCAGCAGUUGUGAGCAGUUGUAUGAAUGGAAAGCCCGAACAUCAAAACAAGACUUUAGAAAAAAAAGAAAGAAAGAAGAAAAAUAAUAAAAAAAGAAAACACUUGGAAAAAA
This is a messenger RNA of Pomacea canaliculata, 4568 nucleotides long. Its product is annotated as ataxin-2-like protein. Gene Ontology annotation, molecular function: RNA binding. The record is from RefSeq and is a predicted model, not a curated record. Gene Ontology annotation, biological process: cytoplasmic stress granule assembly. NCBI's taxonomy places the organism in Eukaryota, Metazoa, Mollusca, Gastropoda, Architaenioglossa, Ampullariidae. Bases 232 to 3267 code for a protein of 1011 amino acids. The transcript has 21 exons. Gene Ontology annotation, cellular component: cytoplasmic stress granule.